UACUUUCUUUUGAUCACCGGCGGUAAUGGGUUUUUUAGAUCGUUGCGCCGACGUCUGCAACUUCUCGCACGGCCACAGCCAUGACAGUAAAAAGCUGAAGAAAAACCGGCAACUUCAGACGGUGGAGAUUAAAGUGAAGAUGGACUGUGAAGGGUGCGAGAGAAAGGUGAAGAAAUCGGUGGAGGGAAUGAAAGGGGUGACGGAGGUGGAGGUGGAGCCGAAGCGGAGCAAGCUGACGGUAGUGGGUUACGUCGAUCCCGAUAAGGUUCUGCAUCGGGUCCGUCACCGGACGGGGAAGACGGCGGACUUUUGGCCGUAUGUCCCGUACGACGUCGUGGAACACCCUUAUGCGCCUGGAGCCUACGACAAGAAGGCGCCGCCGGGAUAUGUACGGAAUGUUACGGCUAACCCGGAGGCGGCGCCGCUUGCACGUGCCAGCUCGUUUGAGGUUAAAUACACUACCGCCUUUAGUGAUGAGAAUCCCAAUGCUUGUGUUUUAAUGUGAAAACAACGACAAUGUAAUGUAAAUGACUUGUGAGAUAUUGCUGUCCACGUAGAU
Molecule: messenger RNA, 559 nt
Organism: Cucurbita moschata (crookneck pumpkin)
Lineage: Eukaryota; Viridiplantae; Streptophyta; Magnoliopsida; Cucurbitales; Cucurbitaceae
Product: heavy metal-associated isoprenylated plant protein 27-like
Exons: 2
Coding region: 26-505 (159 amino acids)
Molecular function (GO): metal ion binding
Source: RefSeq, a predicted model, not a curated record